CGAGUGACAGCUGCAGCCGCAGGAAGAGCGGGGAUCGCGGGCUGGCAGGGGAGCCCUUCGCGCCUGGGUGGGCGCAGCGAUCGCCACGGUCAGCUCUGGAGAGCGAAGCGGCCGAGAGCCAUGAACGGGACCUUGGACAGCCUGUGCGACCCGGCGCUGGGCCACGAAGCCGUGUUCAUGUUUACUUCGGAGUCGGUGGGAGAAGGGCACCCGGACAAGAUAUGUGACCAGAUCAGCGAUGCUGUGCUCGACGCUCACUUGAGCCAAGACCCAAAUGCCAAGGUCGCUUGUGAAACGGUGUGUAAAACUGGAAUGGUGCUACUCUGCGGGGAGAUCACUUCUCGAGCUGUGGUGGAUUACCAGCGAGUUGUACGAGACACAAUUAGUCAUAUUGGUUAUGAUGAUUCCGCAAAAGGGUUUGACUACAAGACUUGCAACGUUCUUGUAGCAUUGGAACAACAGUCGCCUGAUAUCGCCCAGGGUGUUCAUCUGGACAGAGCUGAAGAAGAAGUGGGUGCUGGGGACCAGGGCCUGAUGUUUGGCUAUGCGACAGAUGAGACAGAAGAGUGUAUGCCACUGACCAUUGUGUUGGCUCACAAGCUGAAUGCCAAACUGGCUGAGCUGCGGCGCAGCGGGGACCUCCCUUGGCUUAGGCCUGACUCCAAAACCCAGGUCACAGUGCAGUAUCUCCAGAAAGACGGCAUUGUCAUUCCUAUGCGCGUCCACACUAUUGUAAUCUCUGUGCAACACGAUGAAACCAUCUCUCUGGAGGCCAUGCGCAAGGCCCUGCGGGAGCGUGUCAUCAAGGCUGUGGUGCCAGCCCAAUACUUGGAUGAGGAAACGGUUUACCACCUUCAGCCCAGCGGUCGGUUUGUCAUCGGCGGCCCUCAGGGCGAUGCUGGAGUUACUGGCCGGAAGAUCAUUGUGGAUACUUACGGAGGAUGGGGGGCUCAUGGCGGCGGGGCCUUUUCGGGCAAAGACUACACGAAGGUGGAUCGGUCGGCAGCAUAUGCGGCCCGCUGGGUUGCGAAGUCUUUGGUGAAAGCAGGGCUGUGCCGUCGUGUUCUAGUCCAAGUCGCUUAUGCCAUCGGUGUGCCUGAGCCGCUCUCAGUCUCGCUGUUUACUUAUGGCACCUGUCUAAAACCCGAGAAAGAGUUGCUGAAUAUUGUCCACCAGAAUUUUGACCUUCGACCAGGAAUAAUUGUCAGGGAUCUGGAUUUAAGGAAGCCAAUCUACCAGAAGACUGCCUGCUAUGGUCACUUCGGCAGAAGUGGAUUCUCUUGGGAGAUUCCUAAGAAACUGGUCUUUUAACAGUCGUUGGGACACCCCUUAAGCUUAACUGGGACAAGGUUCCAUUACAAAGGGUGCUUCCAUUGACCAUUUUCUCAGCUGGGAAAAUAAACAGAAGAAAAAUAUUUUCAUGGAAACCGCCAUCAUUUGUACUCUCAACAUCUUGCCACAAAAAAAGAAAGAAGAUGGACACCAUUUUUCUUUUUUCCCUACUGCUGCUAACUUUUUUGGGUGCCACUUACAAAGACAAAAUACAAUGGACACAGAAAAAAAUCUUUGCCUUCAAACCAGUUCUGCUAAAUCCAAAGGGAAAGAAAGAUUCCCUCUGGUUCAAAAAGCUCACUCACCGUUGACUGGAUAAUGAGAAAUUUUGGGGUGCUGUUUCCAGUCAGUACUACAAAUCUUUGCUGAGCUCUUGGUAUGGAGAAGGGCUAUUGGCCUGUCCCUGAAUUUCAUCUUUGGCAAAGGAUUUUGUCACAUUUUUAAGUCCCCCCCCCCCCCCCCGCUGUCCGUUAUUCUAAAGCCUUUGGGGAAGGCUUUUGUGACAAAAUGUACUAAAUGAGGCACAGGUCUGGUGCCUUUUAUCCACACACUUACAUAUUGGUAAAGUUGCCAGAGCCCAUUCUAGACAGGUCUGUCGUAUGCAUAAAAGGCUAAAACCAUGUUGCUAGCAAGUAACACACACCUACAACAUGCCCUCCAGCCAUUGGCUGAGCUGCUGUGAUGUCAUGAAACUUUUGUGACAUUCUAAUGAAUCAACAUUAUUGAAACAGCAUAAUUUCUAUAAGGGGCUUGAAAGGUCAGUUUGAUGGGGAAAUCAACCCAUGUGAGUACAGGAAAGUCUGUAGUAUAGGCAGGGAGGGAUAACAAUGGCAAAGAUGUGGGGGGAGGGGGCUGAGAGCUGGGAAAUGGAAUAGGUCUAGAAGCAGAUACCUGGAGGAUGUGGCCUCACAAAGUAGCAAGCUGAAAAACAGGAAACAGAUGGGAUUGAUGGGAGAGAAAAAGGAGCAAGGAAUUGACAAAAUACUACACCAAUAAAAGAAUCUAGAGGGGAAACUUCCAGACAUGAAACAUUUGGGUCAUCAAGGCAGUUUAGAUGGUGGAGUGACAGUGGGUCAAGGGGCGAGAGGGUGGAGAGCUGGGGUGGGGGAGGUGGUGGCUGUGGCCUUAGAUUUUACUUUGGCUCAAAAUUACCAGCCACAUUUUUGGUUGCAGGUCUUUAGUUUUUUAGCCUUUGGUUGAGUCACUGCCAGGAGGGGCUCAGUGGGUGUCAGUUCCCCCAACACAGCAGAUACUUUUGAGAGGGAAAAGUUCUCCAUAGCUCGACCAUUAAAGGACCAGAAACCUGGUCCGGAAUGGGCUUUGGCACUUCUGUAUAUCAGCACUUCAGAAUCUUAUUUCAGAGUUUUAUUUUACUCUGUAUGUGAAAUGAAUGUAUUAUAUAAAUGAUGGAUAAGGAUGCCCGGCUGGCAUUUACUGUUGCCAAAAAGGUUCAGUAUUGUGAACACAAGUUUGCUAGCCGUGCUGCUUUUCGAACUUGGGAACAGAAUACCCAAUCAGUGCCUUUGUACAUGAACUUCUUUGCGACAGAUUUCAAUAGUUCUCCUCCCCCAACCCGAUCUAUAUUCUCCCCUCCUCUCCUCUGUGAUUAUAGCAACCGUUUGGAUGUCGAAAGAAAUUUCGUUCCUGAAGUGUUUCUCCCUCUGUUAUUGUAGGCUUAAAAAUAAUUUCAACUGAAUAGACACUGGAAUGCCAUCUUCUAGAAACAAUCAGGCACACAGGGCCAACCCUAAAUUUCAGAUAGACAUAAAAAAUCUGACUGCAUUCCGAUGUCACAAAGAAUUUGUUCAUGAAGUAAUCCUCAUGCAUACCAACUUACCGCCCCCCCCCACGCUCUUCUCAUGGAGCCACAAUUGAUAACUUGAUUUUGGGGAAGGGGGAGUCUUCAAUUUAACUUCAAUUUGUUGUGAUGUAAACAAAUUGGGGUUGUAUUUGUUUCCCAGUUACCAGGAUUUUAAACCUGGAUUAAAUGGCGGUUUGGAAUCAUGAUCUGUGGGCAAAAAACAAAUCUCCAUUUGUUGAAGAGCCAGCAGUGAGAAAUCACAAUAUACUGGAGUUCAACUAAAGACUUCGUAGUGCACAAAAUCUUCGGUUUCAGGUUCAUGGAUGAAAGGAUCCCGUGGAAGAUUUCCAAACACACAAUGGUCCCUGUACAAGCGCUGAAAUUAUUUCUCACUGUCUGCUUUAUCUACUGAAAGUGAUUGUACCCCUCUGGUUUUUCCUGCCUGCCUCAAAGUGCAAGGUAUUUGUUCUGAUACAAUUUCAAAAACAAAGGAAAUAAAAUCUUGGAAAC
Messenger RNA from Eublepharis macularius, 3643 nucleotides. It is a transcript of the gene MAT1A, whose product is annotated as methionine adenosyltransferase 1A. Gene Ontology annotation, biological process: S-adenosylmethionine biosynthetic process. The coding region runs from base 121 to 1311 and encodes 396 amino acids. Gene Ontology annotation, molecular function: ATP binding; methionine adenosyltransferase activity. Lineage: Eukaryota; Metazoa; Chordata; Lepidosauria; Squamata; Eublepharidae. The record is from RefSeq and is a predicted model, not a curated record. The transcript is spliced from 9 exons. Gene Ontology annotation, cellular component: cytosol.